AUGAAGAUCCAGAACGUCAUAUUUCCACAGCCAGACGGCAGUCCCGAGCCGUUGUCGUCGAGACUAUGGGACAUCGACCUUGUUGACGGUGUUGUCGAAUCGAUUCAGCCGGCCGGUCGCCCGGUCGAUGCGACCGAUACAGAUGUCACCAAAGACAACGUCGCCAGCCACCUUCUGUUGCCAACACUCUGCCACCCGCACCUGCAUCUCGACAAGGCCUAUUUAUUGACCUCGGGCUGCUGUGGCGCCGAUGACGACUCCGACGGUGUCGAUCACCCCGACUACUCGGACCUCCUCCCGCAGACGGGCUCGUUUGCCGAAGCCCUCGCGACUACACGCGUGGCCAAGACACGCUUUACAGCCGCCGACCUGCGCCGUCGCGGGCUGCAGCUGCUGGCCACAAGCUUUGCACAGGGCGUGACCGAUGCGCGUGUCUUUGUCGAAGUGGAUGCGCAAGCGGCCGGCCGCGGCACGGUAGCGGUGGUCGUGACGCGUGACCUGCAGCAGCUGUUCCGGGGCCAACUCGCAGUGCAGGUGUGCGCGUUUGCGCAAGAGGUGCUCUUCACGGGCGCGGCGGGCGCGGCGAACCGGGCGGCCAUGGAGGAUGUCCUCGCAGCCGACCACAGGAACGGUGCAGCGUCUUUAGCGUCUUCGGCGUCUUCAGCGUCAGAACCGACGCAGACGAUUGCCGUCCUGGGUGCCACACCGUACGUCGAGGCAACGCGCGCCCAGUCGCUGCAAAACAUCGACUGGGCCGUCGCCACAGCGCUGCAGUACGGCCUGCAUCUGGACCUGCACUUGGACUACAACCUGACGGAGUACACAGGCGACGGCAGCCGCGAGGACGCCGCCAACGAGCCCCUCAUUUUCGCCUUGCUCGAGGCCCUCAUUCGACACAAGUGGACAGAGAGGGCGCGGCACACAGGAACCGGGGGACGUGGCAGCAAGACGCAAACGACCACGCGAACGGUCGUUGUCGGCCACAUGACACAGCUCACCUGUCUGCCGCCGGCGCAGCUCACACGACUGGCCGCCAUCAUCCGGGACAGCCGACUGCCCGUCUAUUUUGUCGGCCUGCCGACGAGCGACCUCUACAUGAUGGGCCGGCCGCCGCCCGGGCCCGCCGCAGCAGCGUCGACUGCGCCGCACACCAUCCCCCGCGGCACGCUUCCCAUCCCGGCCCUGAUCCGCGACUACGGCUUGCAGGCCUGCCUCGGCGUCAACAACGUGGGCAACGCCUUCACACCGCACGGCACAGGCGACCCGCUGCAGCUGGCCUGCUGGGGCGUCGGGCUCUACCACGCCGGCACCGGUCCGGACGCGCACCUGCUCUACGGCGCGGUCAGCUGGCGCGCACGCGCGGCCAUCGGCAUAGAGGCGGGCGACACACUGGUGGAUUGA
Molecule: messenger RNA, 1401 nt
Organism: Sporothrix brasiliensis 5110
Lineage: Eukaryota; Fungi; Ascomycota; Sordariomycetes; Ophiostomatales; Ophiostomataceae
Product: zinc metallopeptidase
Exons: 1
Coding region: 1-1401 (466 amino acids)
Molecular function (GO): hydrolase activity, acting on carbon-nitrogen (but not peptide) bonds, in cyclic amidines
Source: RefSeq, a predicted model, not a curated record